CGCAGGUUCGAAUCCUGCCGUCCACGAGUUUUUAUUUUUUUUAUUUUCCCUUAUUCCAACCCGGUUAACCACCAGCGCAUUUUAGCAUCAUCCAUCACAAAAUAUUUAUUUACUUCUGCUUAUUAUUUUUCCCUCCAAAUCCGACUGAUUUUUAAAUUUCGAAGAAAGAAAAGAAAAGAAAUUCGAGAUGAUAACUGCUAGAAAGCUCAUAUCCAACCACCCCACCCUCUCAUACCUAGAAAAAUGCACCUCUAUGGCUCAACUACUCCAAAUCCAUGCCCAAAUGAUCACCACCGGCCUUGCUCUCAACACCUUCAAUGCCAGCAAUCUCAUUCUGUUCUGCGCUCUAUCGGAUUCUGGAGACAUCCGUUAUGCGCACUCCCUUUUCUGCCAUAUCCCAAACCCCAAUUUAUUCAUCUAUAACACCAUGAUUAGAGGUUCCGCUCAAAGCCUUUCUCCGAAAAAUUCCAUCUUUUUAUAUGCCCAAAUGGUAGUUAGAGGCAUUUCUCCUGAUCACUACACAUUUCCUUUUGUCCUCAAGGCUUGCGGGAGGAUUCGUGAUCUAGAAUUGGGUAAAACCAUUCAUGGUAUCUUGGUGAAGCUUGCUCUCGAAUCGGAUUCCUUCAUCCGCAGCUCACUUAUCAAUAUGUACACGAACUGUGGGUCAGUUGAUUUCGCAUGCCGGUUGUUUGAUAAAAUGUUUGACUUUAAUGUUGUCUCGUGUAAUGCAAUGAUGAGUGGUUAUUUGAAGGUUGGGGAUUUGGGUUCUGCCCGGAGCCUCUUUGAUAAAAUGCCUGAGAGAGAUUUGGUCUCAUGGAGCACUGUGAUUGCAGGGUGCGUGCAGCUUGGUGAUAUAAAGAAGGCGCUAGAGCUUUUUACUGAGAUGCAAGAUCUGAGGAUCAGAGCAGACGAAGUCAUUCUUGCAAGCUUGCUUUCGGCUUCUGCACAAAUGGGAGCUUUGUAUCGAGGCAAGUGGUUCCAUGCUUACAUAUACAGGUCUAAUGUGAAAUUAGAUGUAGUGCUUAGCACAUCACUUAUAGAUAUGUAUUCUAAGUGUGGGGGGGUUGAUAUUGCACUACGAGUCUUUCGGUUGAUGCCCAAGAAAGAUACAUUGGCAUGGAAUGCAAUCAUCACUGGACUUGCCAUGAAUGGAUGUGGUGAAAAAUCACUUGGGGUCUUUUUGGAGAUGCAGAGUGAGGGUAAGAGGCCUGACGAUGUAACAUUCAUAGGUGUGUUAUGUGCAUGUAGCCACGCAGGGUUGUUGGAUGAAGGGUUUAGGUACUUUGAGUGCAUGACUAGAGAUUAUAGGAUCAACCCUAGAAUCGAGCACUAUGGGUGCAUGGUUGAUCUACUCGGUCGUGCAGGGCUUCUUGAGGAUGCGCAAGACUUUAUAAGCAGAAUGCCUGUCGAACCUAAUGCAGCCAUCUGGGGAGCUCUACUUGGCGGAUGUAUCAUUCACGGGAAUGUCGAGCUCGGUGAGUGUGUCGGGAGACUCCUUAUUGAGUUGGAGCCUCACCAUAGUGGCCGUUACGUUCUUCUGUCAAACCUCUACGCCAAUGCUAAUCGAUGGGAUGAUGCGCGGAAUAUAAGGGAGAUGAUGAAAGAGAAGGGCGUCCAGAAGAUACCUGGGCAGAGUACGAUUGAGGCGAUGGGCGCAGUUCAUGAGUUUGUCAUGGGGGAUAGAUCCCAUCCACAAACAAAAGAAAUAUAUCAUAUGCUGGAUGAGAUGGCCAAACAGCUGACACUUGCGGGUUACACUCCUGACACCUCGAAGGUGUUGUUUAACUUGGAUGAAGAGGAUAAGGAGAAUGCUCUUGGCUAUCACAGUGAGAAGUUGGCUAUUGCUUUUGGGUUGAUUAAUCUAGGGCCAAACACACCUAUUCGGAUUGUGAAGAACCUAAGAGUAUGUGUGGAUUGCCAUUCAGUCACAAAGCUCAUCUCAAAGAUUUAUGGCCGGAAAAUCAUCGUGAGGGAUCGGAAUCGUUUUCAUCAUUUUCAAGAAGGGUAUUGCUCUUGCAAGGACUAUUGGUGAUCCAAAUCCAGAGGCAUAGAAUUCGAGUUUGAUUUGAUGCAUAUCUUGAUACGGGUGGAAAACAUUGCGGCCCGGCUUCAGUUGUGAGACUUGGUUGGAUGAACAAAAGCCUCUGUGCACAAGGUGGCACAAUGAUCUGUCAAAGGAAGCUGAAUGAUGCUAACCUGACCCAAAUUUAAUCACUAGAAAAUAUUCAGGUUAUAGAUUCAUGGAAGAUUCCAGUCCAUCCAAAAGAAGUGGUUUUCAGGUCGACGCUGAAGUGGCUGAUCACAAGAAAAAGAAUUCUUUAUAUGACUGAAAAAGUCAUGUUGUAUUAGCUACUGUAAACUUGCAGCAUUGUGAUGCUUUAAGCAGAACAAUUCAGCAUAGAUUGACCAUUUACAGUCAUUUUGUAUAAGUGCAAGGAGAAUAAAAGAAAAUCACAAACACACUUUUACUUUUCA
This is a messenger RNA of Magnolia sinica, 2475 nucleotides long. Its product is annotated as pentatricopeptide repeat-containing protein At5g48910-like. Gene Ontology annotation, biological process: RNA modification. The coding region runs from base 188 to 2032 and encodes 614 amino acids. Gene Ontology annotation, molecular function: protein binding; RNA binding; zinc ion binding. The transcript is spliced from 2 exons. Lineage: Eukaryota; Viridiplantae; Streptophyta; Magnoliopsida; Magnoliales; Magnoliaceae. The record is from RefSeq and is a predicted model, not a curated record.